Messenger RNA from Oldenlandia corymbosa var. corymbosa, 846 nucleotides. Lineage: Eukaryota; Viridiplantae; Streptophyta; Magnoliopsida; Gentianales; Rubiaceae. The record is from the annotation of a GenBank genome assembly.
AUGCAAUUUCUCUUCCAACUACCAGUUCAGGUUCCGGUUCAGAAUUUCCUGCCCCUCCAGGCAACACGCCACACACGGCGAGUGUACAUCGGCGGGCUCCCAGCAUCGGCAACCGAUGCUUCCGUGGCGGCGUUCUGCAGCCACGUGAUGAGUGCCGUCGGUAGGAACAACACCGGAACCGGAGAGGCGGUGGUGAAUGUUUAUAUAAACAACGAGAAGAAAUUCGCCUUUGUGGAGAUGCGUUCUGUUGAAAAAGCCAGCAAUGCUAUGGCUUUAGAUGGGAUUAUUUUUGAAGGAGGACCCGUUAAGGUACAAAGACCCACAGAUUACAACCCGAUUAAAUCCACCUCAAUCGGCCCCACCCAGCCAAAUCCCAACUUGAAUCUAGUUGUUGUUGGUCUGAAUCUGGGUUCCGCCGCGGGGCUUGAAGGCCCAGACCGCCUGUUUCUGGGCGGGCUUCCAUAUAACGUCUCGGAAGCCCAAAUCAUAGAGCUGCUGGAGUCGUUGGGUACCCUCAGGGGUUUUGGCCUGGUCAGAGAUGGAGAAACUUGGUACUCAAAAGGGUAUGCCUUUUGUGUCUACAAGGAUUCAUCGGAUGCCGAUAUGGCCUGUGCUGUUCUUAACAGAACUCAGGUAGGUGGCGGGAAGAUUCUUACCGUCAGGCGUGCAAAUCAGGGUUGGAAUCAGCAGCUUGGGCCGAAGAAAGAAUGGGCAUUAUUGCUCAACAACAGGUUGCUCUCAAAAUGUCCAUAUUUCAAGCUCUUGCCACCCCUUCUAAGGUUGUUUGCCUCAAAGAUGUUGUUAGUGUUGAUGAACUCAUUAAUGAUGUUGAUUAUGAGGAGAUAG